UCCAUGAGCUACGCCGGCCUGCGGCCCAGCUGCUGCCUCUGCUGCUAUUGCUAUCCAUAACAAUGAGCGCGACGACGGCGAUAAUGGAGCUGCCAAUGAGUGAGCUGCCGCUGGGCACGCCCCUGCGCCAGCAGCACGGCCAAAGCAAUUACCACGAGGCGGGCGCUGAGGCGCCGCCAGGAUUAGCUGGAUAUGGGACGAGUGCACGACAUUAUUACGGGGCAGCCAGUGCAGCGGGCUUUGGCGAUGGCGAUGGCCAAGGUGACUUGGCACCAACACCAUAUGCAAAUUAUGAACGAAAAGCCAUCAGUGGUCUGGCUGGCAUCGCCCAUGGCUUUGUGCCACACAGCUACAGCUACAGCAACAACAACAACAACAACAAUGGAAUGCAGUCGGGAUACUCGGAUCGGGGCAAAAUCGAUUUUGUCAUUAAUGCGGCAAAUUAUGAGUUGACUGCCAAUGAAGAGCAACACCAGCAGCAGCAGCAGCAGCAGCUCCAGCCUGACAUCUACUAUCAGAGCUAUGCGUAUCAGCCGCGGGCAUCGCAGCCCAACAACGAUUAUCAUAUUGAGCAAUUUUCCAAUUAUCGCCAUCCCGCCUCCAGCAGGGAGCAGCAGCGACAACAGCAGCAGCAGCAGCAGCAACAUCAGCAAAUCACCAACGCCAACGCCUUAGCUUAUGCCAACAGGCAGUUGCCCAUGAAGCGGAAGCAGCUGCAGCAGGAGGAGCCCUCGCCCUCAGCCACACCCUCAUCCUCACAGCUGCACCACGAGGAUCAGCAGCUGCUCUACUCUCAGGCGGAGCAACACAUUGUCGACAUGCCCCACCCCAACGCGCUGCCUCCCAUCACAACGACGGUGCAUCACACGCCCUCGAGCAGCAGAGCCAUCGCCGGGCUGCCGCUCUCCAAGCACAUCGAGGUCACGAAGCACGUGCCCAUCACGCACUACCAGCAGAUCCACGUGCCCUACAAGCAGCCGCUGCAGCUGCGCAUACCUCGGCCCGUGAUCACAGCCAUUCCGAAGCCGAUUCCCAUCCGCAUACCCGUCACCAAGGCCGUGGCCGUGCCCCAGCUGCAGGAGGUGAAAAUACCCGUCGAGAAGGUGCGGCCCGUGCCGGUCGAGCGACCCGUUCCGUACGUCGUCGAGCGCCAAGUGCCCUACCGGGUGGAGAAGCCCAUCGCCACGCCCGUCUUCUACCCGUACCCGGUCAAGGUGCCCGUCAUACGCACCGUGGUCCACAAGCAGCGCCCCCAAUACACCAUCGCCGCCCAGCCCCUGACCCCACUUGCUGGCUGGCAGUCGCCCAACCAUCUGCUGGGAUAA
Molecule: messenger RNA, 1325 nt
Organism: Drosophila arizonae
Lineage: Eukaryota; Metazoa; Arthropoda; Insecta; Diptera; Drosophilidae
Source: RefSeq, a predicted model, not a curated record